This is a messenger RNA of Solanum dulcamara, 1685 nucleotides long. Its product is annotated as trihelix transcription factor PTL-like. The transcript is spliced from 2 exons. NCBI's taxonomy places the organism in Eukaryota, Viridiplantae, Streptophyta, Magnoliopsida, Solanales, Solanaceae. The record is from RefSeq and is a predicted model, not a curated record. The coding region runs from base 162 to 1418 and encodes 418 amino acids.
UUUAAUUUCGACACGAUCCGGGUCAGCCGCUUCUUUUAUCAUCUCAUUCUCUCCCUUCUGUCAUUUUUUAAAUUAAAAUUUUAUUUUAAACCACUAAUUUCGAACUCUUCGUCUUCCAUAUCUUCUUACUCAUCUACUGCAACUGCAGUUUUUUGGGGGAAAUGGAUGAUCAUGAGUAUGGUAUUAUGAUGGAUCUAACGCAAUACCUGAAUGGAAGGCCUUUAUUUGCUUCCGCUACACCACAUCUGACACCGGAUUUGUUAUGCGGUAACCAACAUUUCGAGAUGGUAAUGGCUAGUACUACUACUACUACUGUGCCACAACAUGACAAUUGUCUUUCACAUCAUCAAUAUCAUCAGCAUCACAGGUUUCUUCCCGAUUCUAGCACCAUGACAGCUGCCACUACUACUAGAGCCAGUAUCAGUGGUGGGUGCACGUUAAGCGCAUUGGAGACCAUGGAGGGCAUGGGUGGUGGUGGUGGUGGUGGUGGUGCACAGCCAGGUGACGGAGGAAGUGGGAGAUGGCCGAGGCAAGAGACACUUACACUUCUUGAAGUUAGAUCACAACUUGAUUCUAAGUUCAAGGAAGCUAAUCAAAAAGGUCCCCUUUGGGAUGAAGUUUCUAGGAUUAUGUCUGAGGAAUAUGGUUAUCAAAGGAGUGGAAAAAAGUGCAGGGAGAAAUUUGAGAACUUGUACAAAUACUACAAGAAGACUAAAGAAGGCAAAGCUGGUAGACAAGAUGGUAAACAUUAUAGAUACUUUAGACAACUUGAAGCUCUCUAUGGUAAAACAAGCAACACAAUUAAUACUAGCUCCUUUCAUCAUUACAAUCAAGAAGCUCAUGAGGGUCCUAAGCUCUCCGACAAUCUCUAUGAUUCAUCUGAUUCUGACUCUACAAAUUCGUCAGAUGAUGAUUCAAAGAGGAAGAAUAAGAAAAGGGGGAAAAGGAGUUGGAAAGGUAAGAUAAGAGACUUUAUGGAUAUACAAAUGAAGAAAUUAAUGGAAAAACAAGAACUUUGGUUAGAGAAAAUGAUGAAGACAAUUGAAGAUAAGGAACAAGAGAGGAUUUUAAGGGAAGAAGAAUGGAGGAAAAAAGAGGCAAUUAGGAUAGAAAAACAGCAAAAAUUUUGGGCUAAUGAGAGAGCAUGGAUUGAAGCGCGCGACACAGUUUUAAUCGAUACAUUGCAUAAAUUAAAUGGAGAAGAAGUCAUGAAGAGUAGUACUACAAAUUAUAACCUCAAUGAUAAAAAUGGUUCAAUGUUUUAUUGCAGCAAGAAGCAAAAGGAAAUGAAUUCAUUGAGCUCAUCAUGUUAUUAUAAUUUCCAGAUCAAGAAAGAAGAAGAAGGGAGAAUAUCAUAUUGUGAAACAUCAAGACAUGUGCCAAAUGUUCAUGAAACAAUUGAUGAUGGGCUGUUUUAGGUUAUGUUGCUCGGAUUCUUUAAAAGUAGCACUGCAUGUUUUAGGAUCCGACACAAAUACAAUAAUAUUUUUGAAAAGUCUGAAAAAACAAAAGAGAAGAAUUUGUGCUAGGAGGUAAGUGUGGUUUAAAUUUGACUAUGUUAUUUUUGUUUUAUUGAGGAUUCUAUUAACUAGCUAAUUAACUUUUUGUGUGUGUGGAAUUUAGAGGGAUUGAAGUUAACUAAUCCUAGGAGAUUAGAUUUGGAUUUAUUUAUAUCUUAAUUUUAA